Molecule: messenger RNA, 1812 nt
Organism: Fonsecaea multimorphosa CBS 102226
Lineage: Eukaryota; Fungi; Ascomycota; Eurotiomycetes; Chaetothyriales; Herpotrichiellaceae
Exons: 1
Coding region: 1-1812 (603 amino acids)
Biological process (GO): GPI anchor biosynthetic process
Cellular component (GO): membrane; glycosylphosphatidylinositol-N-acetylglucosaminyltransferase (GPI-GnT) complex
Source: RefSeq, a predicted model, not a curated record
AUGGCGCCACAACCUUCAUCCACCCCCGACACCUCGAGCGCUGCGGCCACCCCAACCCCUUCACCUGCGCCCUCCCCCAUACCUCCCCCGGUACCUGUCGAGACUCAUCCCAACCGAGGCAAACCACAGGCUAAUCGAAUCGCCCCUGAUCCCAAUCGUCUUGCCCCCGAAGAUGCCUACAAGACUUUCUCCCCGCCGCGACUACGACCGGUUCCAGAGAUCAGUGGUUCUGCGGCCGCAAAUGCUGCCGCUGCCGCUCUCCGACCAGCAGUUGCGUCUCUGCGGGCGCCGCCUGCAAUCCCGCCAGUCGCUGCGCGGCUAGCCGAAGAAAGACGACGGGCAGCCAGCAAGAGACGGAAGCAACCCCAUGUGUGGAAGAAAUUACUAUGGAUUAAACAGCAUGGAUUCCCAGACAACUAUACGGAUACCGAGACCUUUCUGGACCAUCUACAGAGGAACCCUCGUCUGAGACCAUAUGAUUUCUGGCCGUUGGUGGCAAACUCGGCCGUUAUUGUGCAACACGUAUGCUCUGUGGCCAUCUUCAUUUGCGCAUAUGCCGGAAUCUACCAGGGCCGUCUGUCCCCAGUCUCGGUGGUGACGUGUGGCACGGUUUUGACGGUGGGUGGGUGGAUUGUGUGGGACCAUUGGAUGGGUCAGCAGGAAGCAGAAGAGUUGGCGGCUCUGCACAAGGCAAACCGGCUUUCAGUCGACGUCGAUGACGGUUCAAGUACCAGCUCUGGAGGCUCUUCCAAGAUCCAGAUGAAUGGGAAUGGGCAUGUUGGCAAUGGACAUGUGAACGGCACCCUGGGCGGAAGAGGCGUUGGUCUGAAACUGUCGACCACGAACCUCGGAGUCAAGGAUCACGAAUCGAAGUUCCCUGGGAAACAUGCUCAAUCCCUGUCCAAGUCAUCCUUCCAGUCGAUUUCUCCCAUCGAUCCAUUAGGCGAUGGCUCAGUGGAACCAUUUCCCGACCUGCGACCGACGACGUCUCGACCACAAGUGCCUCAAUCGCCCAGCAUAGUGUACAGUCCAACGACGCUUCCGGCGACGAUAUCCCCCCGAAACCAAGCGCGACUCAAAACGCUCAAAUCUGCUUCCUUGAUCUACUUUGCACUGUUGGGCCUUUCGCCGAUUCUCAAGUCGCUCACGAGAUCGACAUCAUCCGACUCCAUCUGGGCGCUGGCGACAUGGCUUCUGAUCAUCAACAUAUUCUUUUUCGACUAUGGAAGUCUCUACCUACCCAAAAAGCCCGAAAAUGCGGGGCGUGGUCCUGGAAUAUCCAACGCCACACCCACGGAUCCGUCACCACCUCAAUUGAGCAAUACUUUCCGGCCGCCUCCAUUUCCCUCGUCUCUGUCAACCAAUGCAGCCUUGAUGGCCAGUACGGUACUUGCUUCGCGGCUGAUGACAACCACGGCGGUGUUCAGCCUGACUCUGUUUUCGAUUCAAGUGUUUGGACUAUUUCCGGUGUUCCGGCGGCAUCUCCAUUACAAAUCAUUUAAGCUGCACUUGCUUCUCACGUUCGGGCUAGUCGCAAUGUCCACCUGCGGCCUGGGACUGAUCCUGUCUAAAUCCUACACACAUACAUAUGGCAACUGCGGGCUCUGCUGGGGCUGGAUCUGGCAUGUGAUUCUGCGGAGCACGAUCGGGUUUGUGGUCGGAGGGUGCAGCACAGCAUUUGUCAUGGGCGGAUGUUCGUGGUGGUUGAUUGGAUUGCAGCGGUACAAGAACGUGGUGAUUGGGCCCUGGGAUCCAGCCAAACCCGUCCUUGCGGGCGGUGUUUAUGGAAGAAGUAGGACUGGGACGGACUGA